Lodderomyces theae is the source of this 2754-nucleotide messenger RNA. It is a transcript of the gene KSP1, whose product is annotated as putative serine/threonine protein kinase. The record is from RefSeq and is a predicted model, not a curated record. Bases 1 to 2754 code for a protein of 917 amino acids. Lineage: Eukaryota; Fungi; Ascomycota; Pichiomycetes; Serinales; Debaryomycetaceae. Gene Ontology annotation, biological process: peptidyl-serine phosphorylation; autophagosome organization; autophagy. Gene Ontology annotation, cellular component: autophagosome; cytoplasm. The transcript has a single exon. Gene Ontology annotation, molecular function: protein serine/threonine kinase activity; ATP binding.
AUGGAGCAAUUUGAAGAGUAUGACAAGGGUAAGCUAUUAAGAGACAGAUACAUCAAGGUAAGUGAUAUUAGUGAAGGCUCCUAUGGAUUGGUGUCUGUUGCCAAGGAUGUCAAAAGAAGUGAUUUGUUAGUAGCUGUCAAGUUUAUAUAUCCUGUUGACUAUAAGAAAGGAUACUUCAAGGACCAAACCAAAUCAAGGCCAUCUUCUAGUCCAGCCCGUUUAAAGUCACCUAAACCUGGAUCUCCAAACAAGCACGACAAAAACACCAUAUUCAACAGUUUACUCAAUGAAGCUCAAAAGGAAAUCAAGAUUCAUAAAAUAUUGGGUGAACACCCCAACAUUUCACAAUUGUAUGGUCAUUUCGAUUCAUGCCUAGUGUUGGAGUUCUGUUCAAGAGGGGAUCUCUAUGAAGCUAUACACAAUGGAAAUGGUCCAGUUACCACACAGGAUAUCAAAGAUGUAUUCCAACAAAUUCUCAAUGCUGUGGGAUAUUGUCAUUCCAAAGGCGUCUACCAUCGUGAUUUGAAGCCAGAAAAUAUCUUGAUUGCUGAAGAUUGGAGUAUCAAAUUGUGUGAUUGGGGAUUGGCUACCACCACAAAAAUCGUUAGCAAUAAGGAUGAGUUCGAUGUAGGUUCUGAAAGAUAUAUGGCCCCAGAAUUGUUUGAUAACGAAGUUGAGUCUUAUGAUGCAUCCAUGAUUGAUAUAUGGUCGGUUGGAGUUAUCUUGUUAACGUUAGUGUUUCACAAGAACCCUUUCCAAGUGGCUAAUUACUCAGACAAGCGGUUCCUACAAUUUGCCAGCAACAGAGAAGCAUUGUUUGAUAUAUUUUCAACAAUGAGUGGAGAUUUGUUUUCGGUUUUACGGUUUUGUUUAACCAUUGAUCCUACUAAUCGUGACUUGGAUAGUGUAUCUAAAGAGUUGGAUGCAUUGAGAUUUUUCACUAUUGAUGACGAGUUUGAGUACGAAUACGACUAUAACGAAGGUGACGAUGAACAGGACGAAGGAGAGGAUGUAGAAGAGCAUGGAUCGGAGGAAGCUGAUCUUGACGAUGAAUAUUUGUCUUAUCGCAACGAAGAUGGAGAUAAGUCGCAGUCACAUCUGGGAGUUACAGAAUCAAAAGCCAACGAGUUUAACGAUGGUGCGACUUCUGCGGAAAGGUCUAAGCAUAUUGCUUCACCCCUUUCCAGAUAUGAGAUCCCUCACAAUCAUAGAGCAGAUGCGCUAUUGUCUACCAACACCAAGGCCAAACCCAUCCCCAUUAAUACCCACGAUUUCAAGUUUAUUAGAAAUACUAGAAAGCCCUUAACAGUUGCGUCAUUUAAUCAGAAUGCACAGAUGAACAGAGGUGUUAAUAGCAGACUUGGGAACUUCAACAGAGAAGACUACUUUACUCCGAAAUCAGUUUUCAAGCACUAUAUGGACAAAUAUGGGGAUAAGAAAAAAGGUAACAGCUAUCAACAUCCAAAUUUCAACACAAAUAAGAAUAGUAAUGUCAAUGGAAAUGUUGUUGGGCAACAAAGGCCACCUCAAUUGAGAAGGAAGAGAACUUGGAAAACGAACCAAAGGUAUCGACCCUCAGCUCAAACUGCCCACUUGACGAAUAGCAGCCGCGCCAAUGGAAAACAAAAUGCACCUGCACGUGAGGAAUUUCCUCGUUCAUUUGAUAAACUUGGCGGCAAGCGCUUGUCUGCCAAUUUGAGCUCGGCGUUUAACACAAUGUCCCAUCCAAGUGCUUCAAAUGUGAAUACUGGCUCCAGUGCUCCAAGUGGUUCAUUGGCGUCGCAUCUAUCCAAUUCAGGAAAGUAUAUUCCACCAUUUCUCCGCUCGCCCAAUCGCCAACCCCAAAAGUCGCCUCUUGUGGAGCCAUUAGCAGAAGAAAUUGACGAUUUGAUUCUAGGUCAAGAUGAUGAAGUGUUUCAUUUGGAAGAUGACUUUGCUAUUGAAGGAAAAGAGAAUGUAAUUCCCGAAGAAAGUGAUUUCAAACAUGGAAGUACAAGUGAGGGCGAUCGUUCAGAAUUUUCAAACUUCAAUGUCAAGAAUGGGUAUUUGAAUGGAACGGCUCACAUCAAUGGAAACGGGCAACAUUUUCACAACGGUAAGCUCGACCCCAAGGGACUCAAGCCAUCUCCUCCUAGGUCAUUCAAUGAGGGAAGUAGCUUAGAACAUGCUAAUGGUGGAAAGUACAUUCCACCUUUCAGACGUGGCUCUGUAUCCCGCCAUAACCCAACUGGGACAUCGGUUGCUACUGGUGAACACAAUACCGGAAACAUUUGCAUUGCUAAUGGAGCAAAGAAAUCGAUCCAUUACAAGAACCGCAAUUCGAUGGAUGGUUUUGCUAGCGAUGGAGCCACUGGUGGCAGAAGCUACAACAGUAUGUCGAGUGGUGGUGGUGGUGGUGGGAGUAACACAGGCAGUGUUCCGAAGAGUGUAAAUGGGUUUAUGAACUCUAGUGCCACCGUGAGCUCCCACCCGAUUCAUAGCUAUAUGAGUGAUUCGUUCAAGGUGAAUAAUCGUUCCUCUAAUGGCUCAUCCGAUGUCAAGACCCGUACUGCUACAACCACCAAAUCCAGUAAAGGUGUCAGUAGUAGUCGAAGCGACAAGAGUAGUGGAUAUGACAGCAAAAGCGGAGAAGAGUUUGGAAGAAGAGGAAGUGGUGGAAAUGGUGACAAUAGGAAUGGAACCAUGGAAGUUGGUAGUUUUAAUGAGUUGUGGUUUGGGAGCCAAAAAAAGAAUUGGAGUGAUUAUGACGACUGA